Ambispora gerdemannii is the source of this 1302-nucleotide messenger RNA. The record is from the annotation of a GenBank genome assembly. NCBI's taxonomy places the organism in Eukaryota, Fungi, Glomeromycota, Glomeromycetes, Archaeosporales, Ambisporaceae.
AUGUCUACUUCCAACCCAAAGAAAUUUUAUGCGUUCUCCGACUCGAAUAACACGAUCAACACUAUUUCCGUUAACAAAAUUGUUCGUUCUCUAUUGAUAGACAAAAAGUAUUUUUGGUAUACGGCAGGUUUAUUAUUGGCCGGAGAAGCAAUAUUAAACUUAUUGAUAAUUAAAUAUGUAGCAUAUACCGAGAUAGAUUGGGUUGCUUACAUGCAAGAAGUUUCAGGAUUUCUUGAUGGCGAGAUAGAUUACCUGAACUUAAAGGGUGAUACUGGACCAUUAGUUUAUCCAGCUGGAUUUUUGUACUUCUAUUCUGCGUUAUACUACAUCACAUCGGAAGGUGCUGAUAUAAAAUUAGCACAGUAUAUAUUUGCUGGUAUUUAUAUUAUUACGUUGGCUAUUGUUUUUGCAAUUUAUAGUCGUUCUGAGAAGAUAUCACCCUAUGUUUUGACUAUCUUAUGUCUCUCCAAAAGAAUUCAUUCAAUAUUCGUAUUGAGAUUAUUUAAUGAUGCAAUUACGAUGGCAUUUUUAUACGCUAAUAAUAAUUGUGCUUCUAACAGUUUAGCAUUAUCGAUAAAAAUGAAUGUUUUGUUAUUCUUUCCGGCAUUUGGACUUGUACUCUAUAAAUCAUUAGGCGCAUGGAAAACAUUAAAUCAUCUUUUACUUGUUAUCAUAAUCCAAAUAAUAAUUGCAUUUCCUUUUCUGUCAACGUUUCCAUCUUCCUAUAUAAAUAGAGCUUUUGAAUUUUCGCGUGUAUUUAAUUAUAAAUGGACCGUCAACUGGAAAUUCUUGGAUCCAAGCACAUUUGUUAAUCCAGAAUUUGCUAAGCUUUUACUAUUGGGGCAUUUUUGGGUAUUGGCAGCAUUCUUAUUUGGUAUAUGGUGUCGCACUGAAAAUGGAGUGUUGGCCGUGUUAAAACGUGGAUUUAUCAGAAAAAGUAAAGAAGUGAUUUGGGAUGAUACGGUUACAGCUGAUCACAUAACGACAUUAAUGUUUACGAGUAAUUUCAUUGGCAUUAUAUUUUCACGUACAUUGCACUAUCAAUUUUAUUCUUGGUAUUUUCAUAGUUUGCCAUUUCUAUUAUGGCAUUCCGUUAAAAUUCCAAUUGUGUUUAGAUUUGCUUUGAUUGGCUCAAUAGAAUAUUGUUGGAAUGUUUAUCCAGCAACUAGUGAAAGUUCACUGUUGCUAUUGUUUUGCCACAUGUUGGUGUUGGCAGGAUUAUGGAGUGGUGAGGCUGAAGGUAUUCGCUAUAGACAUAGUUAUAAUAAUCCAUCACGUCAAGAAGUAAAAAAAAUCGAUUGA